This is a messenger RNA of Rotaria socialis, 381 nucleotides long. The record is from the annotation of a GenBank genome assembly. NCBI's taxonomy places the organism in Eukaryota, Metazoa, Rotifera, Eurotatoria, Philodinida, Philodinidae.
AUGGCUUUUGCUUAUGCUUAUAAUUUGUUCUAUAACGUACGCGUACCGGUUCUUGUUGAACAUAUGCUGGAUGAUUUAUGUCAUCCACUUGUUUAUGUACGAGAUCAUAUCAAUGAACAUUGCCCAGAUGCUGAUCCAGAUCAAAUAUUUCUUUCUGGCCAUUCAGCUGGUGCACACUUAGCUAGUUUACUUGUUCUUGAUGAAUCUUAUUUUCAUCGACACGAAUUUUCUCUAUCAAACGUACACGGUGUUAUAGCUACGAGUGAAAUAUACAGUCUAACAAAUCCAAUACAUGAUUCAAAAAUGAAUAUUCAAAAUUUAAUAUUUCGUUCAUUUUAUUCAAUUAAUUUACUUUAUCCGAAAGAAAAAAAAACUAGAUGA